Eruca vesicaria subsp. sativa (arugula) is the source of this 1326-nucleotide messenger RNA. NCBI's taxonomy places the organism in Eukaryota, Viridiplantae, Streptophyta, Magnoliopsida, Brassicales, Brassicaceae. The record is from the annotation of a GenBank genome assembly.
AACGGAGGGAGUAAUAAAGAAGAUUAUUUUCUCAUUUUGAUGAUUUACGUUUAUUCCAAAGCAGUAAAUUCAUUUUCCAUUUAACCCACACAACCAACCAAUACGACCUCCCUCCCCUCAUCGUCUUCUCAAACAAAGAAAAACAGAUCUGCUUCCUCCAUUUCCUUCUCCGCCAUAGCAACCAACCAUGGGAGAAAACACUAAUAACCGCACCGAAGCCGAACGUCUCCUCGGCAUCUCCGAAAAGCUCCUCGAAUCUCGAGAUCUAAACGGCUCAAAGGAGUUCGCAAUCUUAGCCCAAGAAACCGAGCCUCUCCUCGAAGGCACCGACCAAAUCCUCGCCGUCGUGGACGUCCUCCUCGCCUCCUCCUCGGAGAAUCGCAUCAACAACCAACCCAACUGGUACAAAAUCCUCCAGAUCGAUGACCCGGAUCAACCCGAUCUGAUCAAGAAACAGUACCGCCGCCUCGCUCUCCUCCUCCACCCCGACAAAAACCGCCUCCCUUACGCCGACCAAGCUUUCCGCUUCGUCGUCGACGCGUGGGAGGUGCUCUCAACGGCUUCCAAGAAGUCUCAGUUCGAUCUUGUCUUCACUAAAGUGGAUCUGAAUCGGAGUAAGAAGAGGAAAGGAGGGAAUGAGGAGAGGAUGAGUACGUUUUGGACGGCGUGUCCGUACUGUUACGCGCUUCAUGAGUAUCCUAGGGUUUAUCAGGAGUAUUGUAUUAGGUGUCAGAAUUGCCAACGCGCGUUUCACGCCGCGAGUGUUCCCAAGUUGCCUCCGUUGGUCCCUGGGAAGGAUGAGUAUUAUUGUUGUUGGGGUUUUUUCCCUAUGGGGUUUGUCGGAGGGAAAGGAGAAGGAGAAGAUGCUAUGAAGUUUCCGAAUUGGAUGCCUCCGGUUUUCGGACAGAGUCCGACAGAACCUGUUGCUAAUGGUAAUGGGGCGGGUUCGUCUCGUGGUGUUCCGAUUAGUUUUGAUGGGUGGUCGGGUGGUGGUGGUGGUUCGGGGAAGAGUGAUAAUAAUGGUGGAGUUGGUUCUGAUGGGAUGCCGAAGAAGAGAGGGAGAGGGAGGCCUAAGAAGAAUGUGUGAUGAUGGUGAAGAUUUUAGAGGAUCAGUGUUUGUAGCUUAAUCUUUUUAUUUUCAUGUAAUUUGUUAAUUUUAAGUUCUUAUAACCUUUAUUAUGCAUUUUUCUACUUCUUUUUUGGGAAAAUUUUCUAUGUAACUUGUUGUGAUCAAGAUACUUGUGUUCUGUCCUCAGUUGACUAUCUUAUUCGGCAUUUCCUUGUAUCAUAUAAUCUGCUUUGAAAAAAUGGUAUGUUUUGAUUGCA